Molecule: messenger RNA, 1888 nt
Organism: Cyprinodon variegatus (sheepshead minnow)
Lineage: Eukaryota; Metazoa; Chordata; Actinopteri; Cyprinodontiformes; Cyprinodontidae
Gene: sptssb
Product: serine palmitoyltransferase small subunit B
Exons: 2
Coding region: 313-555 (80 amino acids)
Biological process (GO): endoplasmic reticulum organization; ceramide biosynthetic process
Cellular component (GO): serine palmitoyltransferase complex
Molecular function (GO): serine C-palmitoyltransferase activity
Source: RefSeq, a predicted model, not a curated record
GGCACAAAGCAGCGCUCCGUGCAUGGCGCAUUCCAGAUGCAUCAGCUCCAGCCGCUUCUCUUCGGCCAGCUGGAUCAUCGGCCUCUGCGCCAACCGGUCCUCCUCCUCGGUCGCCCCACCUGCGUGAUCUGUGAGCCAGGUGAGGGGUUAGUGUAAACACGAGCUGUGGGUGUGGUGCAGUUUUCAAAGCAUGUAAGAGGGCUGCAUAUCUAUAUGUAUAUAUUUAAGAGAGAGGCGAGCAGGUGAGACGGCUUUUGGUUUCCAGACAGCAGCGGAGAUAAAGCAGCGGUUCCCAUCGGCUGAGCUGGCAGGAUGAACUUCAAAAACAUGAGGGAGUAUUUGGCUUGGAUAUACUACCAGUACCUGCUCAUCACUGGCAUCUACGUCCUUGAACCAUGGGAGAAGUCCAUUUUUAAUUCUUUUCUCUUCUCCGCCAUCGCAAUGGUGGUCUAUACCUCAUACGUGUUUGUGCCCAUUCACAUGCGCUUGGCUCUGGAGUUUUUCUCCGGGAUUUUUGGUGGACAACCAGAAAGCACCAUGGCACUCAUGAACUAAACAAAGGAAAAAGACCGGAAGAAGGAGUGGUUUGUAAAUCAUUUCCAUGUGACUAAACCUUUCUGUCUUCACUUUAACCACAAACUAGACAGGUCAUCAUGACUGAAAACGUGACGAUCCUGCUGGAAUGAUCUGGAAGCCUUACCUACUACUUUUGGAUCCCACGCCCUCUCGCCUUGCCCAAUGGUAUUACACAACAGUGCUUUAAUUUACUUCCCUUGUGAAAUGUUUGGUUUUUCCUUUUCCUCGCCAUAUGUCCUGUGUGAGUGCAUACCACCUUCAGGUUUUGCAUGAUAGGACCAUAGAUGACAGGUGGAUUUGCAUGCUUGUGGUUAAAACAACUCACAGCUGUUCUUUUUCCUCCUGCUGGCUUCAAGCUGCAAACUUAAUUAAGAUAUUCCAGCAGUUUUGACUUUUAGUUUGAUGAGAGCUGGACAUUGUGGAAGAGACUGAGAUUUGAAAUUGAAGCAGCAAACUUUCUACAACCUUUUUCCCCCUUUUUUAUCUUAUUGUGAUUGAAAUGGCUCUUCAUUACAGAUAACAUAUAUAAAACUCGUUUAUUGUUUGAUGGCACUUUUCAUAAAAGCCUUAAGAUAAAUUAAUCUUUUAUCGCAGUAGCCUAAUAUUAUUUUGUCUUUAUUGGCAUACAUUCAUUAAAUGAAGCAAAAAAAAAAAAAUCCAAUUAGAAGUAACAAAAAAUAUUAAUUAAUUUUAUUUACACAAUGACAGGCGCCACUUUGGUGGCCCCACUUUAUGAUUCCUAAAAAGUAAUUGUGAGUUAAUUAUUUAGCUAAUUUAAAUUUUUUUUCCUACAUUGAUUAGAAUGUCUAGGAUUUCUUGCCAUUAUCAACAUUCAGAGCAAAAAAAAGAAGCUUAAAGCAGCUGGAACUGUGACAAAUUAAGCCGUUUUGCUUUGAAACCGUAGAUAAAACAAAAUCUGUAUAGCUCACUGUUAAAAAAACUGCAACAUUUUAUUUAAACUAGAAGUUGUUAUUGCAAUAAAAGACACGUUUAUCUUAAAGGUGACAAUACAGCUUUAUAAGUUGUUGCAUAUAGGUGGAAAGCGCUGUCAUGAACUAAAUUUGGAGAGGCCCAACAACGUCCAAUCGGGACUUACAUUUUAUAGAUAUGUAAAUCUGCUGUGAUUUUUCUCCAUGUGUAAUAAAACAAACUGGCAAUUAUGUCUGACUGCUCAGUUUGAGUAAACACCUGAAGGCCUGUUACAUAAAGAGUUGUGGAGUCCCAUAACAACACUUGGCAACUGCUCUCACCAUGUCUGCUGUCUGUGUUUUGGCUCUUGUCACCCGAAGAUUGAUAAGUUUGUCUAAUUGAU